Molecule: messenger RNA, 591 nt
Organism: Sipha flava (yellow sugarcane aphid)
Lineage: Eukaryota; Metazoa; Arthropoda; Insecta; Hemiptera; Aphididae
Exons: 2
Coding region: 1-591 (196 amino acids)
Source: RefSeq, a predicted model, not a curated record
AUGAAUGAACAAGAUAAAUCAACUGAAGCUGCGUUACAUGUGUCCUGGGUUCUUAAUAAAAACCAAAAAGCGUUUUCCUGUUCCGAAAUAGUAAAAGAGUGUAACACAAGUAAAACAGAAAUUUUGGCAGCCAAAAUCAAAAAAGGCUUAUUUGAACUUUUAUAUGAUUCAUUGUGCUAUUGCGUUGCGUUUGAUGAAUCUUUUGACUUAGUUGAUUCUGAACAAAUGUCAAUUUUUGUGCGAUUCUUUGACAUUAAAAAUAAAGUAUUUAGAGAAGAGUUACUAGCAUUAUUGACAUUUGAAGGCAAGACUCGUGGAGAAGAUUUAUUUAAGAGUUUUGAUGACUUCAUGAAAAAAUCGGAUUUUAGUUAUGAUAAAAUUGGGUCAAUUUCACUGAUAGAGCUAACGGGAAAAGAAAAAGAAUUACUAAAAAGAAUCCGGGAUAAUAAUUUCGGGAUAUUAACUCAUCAAUCAGUACUUAUCAAUCACGUGAUGAUCAAAACAAGACCAAGACUUUCAAAAUCUUGGUCUUGGUCUUGGUCUUGCGCAAGACUCUUGCUAUUUUCACAAAAUAUAAAAAAAAAAAACUAA